UCGAGAACAACAGGAAUCAGUAAAAAAGCAACGCUUCCCCUUCCGCAUCUCAGUUCCCAAACCAGCGAAAAUCACCAUCACCCCUUCCACUUCCGGAUUGCAACAAAAAAAUCAUCCUACCUCAGCCAACGUCGACCAGGGCGUUGUCGAUCUCGCUGCUUCCUCCUAGUACACUACAUUGACAUGAAACAGGAGGGUGAAAAAAGGAAGAUUCUAGAUCAAGAGUAGCUAUAUAUUGACAAUGAUACCAAUGCAGGGUGAGCUUACUACAAUAUCUGAUCUUCGUCUAUCAACAACAAAUGCUGUUUUACAUGUAAGAGUAUCAAGGAUGUGGGAAUUCAGAGAGGGAGGAAAUGAAAAAGGGAAUAUAAAGCAUCUUGACUUGGUUCUCAUUGACCAGAAGGGUGAUGCAAUCUAUGCUGAAAUACCACCAGAUGUAAUACCAAUUUUAAAGCCUCAGCUGUGCGAAAAACUAAUCAUUUUCCUUGGCAAGUUUGUGGUUGAAAAAGCUAAACCUGGAUACAAGGUGGUGCAAAACCCAUAUAUGCUGAGGCUGAACAGAAGGACUACCAUUGCCAAAUCAAAUGCUCAUGAUAUGGAAUUGCCAAAGUACACAUUCUCAUUGACUCCAAUUGAAAUAUUGCCACAAUUUGUUAAAAAUAAAGAACGAUUCCUAGAUGUACUUGGAAAAAUCACCGCUGUCUCAAAUCCUGCAGUAGUGCGUAACACUGCAGGAGACCUCAUGAUGAGAAGAAUAAUAAAGCUGCAGGACGUAAGCUUACCAGUGGACGCAACAUCUGUUGAAAAAAUUGACUUACCAAAUGAAGAUCAGACUCAUGUAGCUUUUGAAGAAAAUAAUCUGUUACAGCUGAACGACAUAGAUCCUUUUACUCAAAAGGGUGAACGAUAUCAAUGCAUUGUAAUGAUCAUAGGAAUACCAGAUAAACAACAUUGGUGCUAUCGUGCUUGUCGCACAUGCUCAUCAAAAAUGAUUUCAACAUCUGAUGGAUUCCAGUGUACAAAAGAUGGAGGUUGCCCUUCAAAACAAUUUGAAUGGGAGUACAAAAUACCAUUUAUAGUUGCAGACAACACAUUUAGUCUUGAGUUUAUGAUGUUCGAAAGAAGAGCUACUGAACUUAUUGGUAAGAGUACUGAAACAUUAAGGAAAUACAAUGAUCCAGAUAUAAUUCCAAGCGACAUUUCACAAUGGAUUGGCCACAAAUUCACAUUGGUCGUAAGGAUUCUACAUAAAAAGAGUAUGAGGACUGAACAUCCAUCAUUUGAGGUCCUGUUGAUAAAAGAACGCCAUGGAAAGCAGGAAGUACUCCCAUUAUUAACCACUCAAUCAUGUGCACAAGGAUCAGGAACAUCAUCAGCUUUGGUUCCAACCAAGGAUCUACCUGAUCUAAUGACUAUAUCUUCUAAAACACCAACAGAUCAGGAACUUGCAAUGCUAACUCAAUCCAUAGCAGAAUUUGAUGAUAUGGACAUUGAUAAGUCACCAGGAAAUUGGGAUGACACACUAGCUGCAACUAAAAGAAGGCCUUAUGAUGAUAUUGAGGAUGAUGACAAAAAUCAUGUCUUUAAGAAAGGCAAGAAAUCUGAUAUGCAGCCAUCAACCAAGUAAAAAAUUACAAUAGAUAUUGGCCAUGCAACAACUAUUUUGAUGCUUACUUCAAAACCAUCUUUUGUCGCUUCCUGUGUCCCAGCCAAACACACCAAUAUCCAUACUGCUUUUGUGACAAACACAACUAUAUUCACAAUGCUUUGGAAGUGGCUCUUCUUUUGGUGUAUAUAAUGCCAUCUUCUUACUCUGUUUUUUCACAAGUUGGGUUAUGUGAUAGUUCAAACACUAAAUAUCCCUCUUGUGAAUAUAUUUAUAUAUUGUGUGUCGAACCAUGAACUAAUAUGAACAUUUAUGUAUAUAUAUCCCUAUUCAACUUCUUUGUCAUGUCUACAAUGUAUAAAUGAGUUUCCGAUGGUUUAAGGACACUAUGUGCUUCACUGUUUUGGUAAA
Molecule: messenger RNA, 2017 nt
Organism: Panicum virgatum (switchgrass)
Lineage: Eukaryota; Viridiplantae; Streptophyta; Magnoliopsida; Poales; Poaceae
Exons: 12
Coding region: 242-1627 (461 amino acids)
Biological process (GO): DNA replication; DNA repair; DNA recombination
Cellular component (GO): nucleus
Molecular function (GO): DNA binding
Source: RefSeq, a predicted model, not a curated record